AUUGAAUACGAAGGCGGAAACAAACAAUGGGACCUUGAGGCACACGGCUAACUGCUGGACCGACCGAUAUGUGCUGGUCGUGGUGCUAAGUUACCUGUUUAUUUCAUAGUAUAGCUACUGACAGCAUAACCGACCAAACUGUGACGCAGUGUCCGUGGCAAAAAUGGAGCAGGAGAAUAUGCAGGAGUCUGUCAUUUCACCUGCUACCCCAGGGACUGGGAAGUCCAAGCUGGAUACAUUGUCAAAAGAUGACCUGAUUAAAUAUGCAAAAAAGCAAAUGGCUCUCCUGCAGAAGGUGAAGUCGAAAUGUUCAGAUCUGGAAAAGGAGGUAGAGACCCUGAGAGAGAAUCCCAGCGGCGUCACCGGUGACUGUGUCAUCCAGGAACUGACGGAGAGAAUGGAUGCCAUCUUGCUGGAGAAAGCAGAAAUCCAACAGAAUCUGGUGCUUCUGCGCAAGGAAAAUGAAAUGGUCAAGGAAAGGGAACAGCAUGCUCUGGAGAAGCUGAAAAGUUUUCAGGAACUGCUGGACCAUGCAAACAGGGACCAUGUGAGAAAAACUGAGGAUUUGCAAAAGGCCAUGGAUGCCUCUAAUGUGAAGCACAAGGAGGAGGUGGAGGCAUUGCAGAGACAAAAUGAGAAAAGGGCAAAAGAACAGAGUGAGGAGUUGAAGAAGCUGCAGAUAGUUAAUAUGGAGAAGAAUGCAGAGAUGGAGAGAUUGAAAGAAGACCACCGAGUCAUGCUGUCUGAAUCCCAUAGGGAGCUAGAGGUCCUACAGGAGGAAACCAAGACUAUGAAAAUGGCCCAUGAGCAAGAGGUGAGGGAGAUGACUGAGCAGCUGGAGCUUACAGUGGCAGAUUUUGAGAUGGAAAAGGAGCGACUACUGCUUCUACAAGAUGAGCUCACUGAACAGCUGGCCCUCAAGGAGACCUUCCUUCAUGAUGUUCAAGAGGAGGAAGAAGAGCCUAGCAGGACCAGAGACUGUUCUGGAUAUUCCGAGAUCUCUGCAGCUUCAGCUUCUGAUGACAUGCAGGAUGAGGUGGUGCGAUUGAGGUUGACAUUUGAAGACCUUCAGUCCCAGAACACCAUGCUCCAGGAGGAACUUACCUACCUUAGCAAUGUGAAGACUGAACUAGAGUCUCAAAUACAUCAAAUGAAAGAUGAAUUCCAGCAUGAGAGGGAAGACCUUGAAUUUAAGAUUAAUGAGCUGCAGAUGUGUAAGGAAGAUGAGAGGAUGGUGAGAAAUGGUUCAGAGGAAAACUUGGAAACAGUACAAUCUCAACAUGUGCAGGAGCUGGAAACCUUGAAGGAGAUUCAUAAGAACGAUAUGGCUGACCUUAAAAAGUUUCUUUCUGAAGUUGAGAAGGAAAAGGAGAAAAGCAAUCAUGAACUUCAAGAGUUAAGAAAUAGGUGUGAGCAGCUACUAUUGGAAAGGAAUUCAGCAAUUGAAGAAUAUGAAAAAACUAAAGACAUCCUGAGAAACCUGGAAUUGGAGUUGGGAGACCGAACUGGAAACUUUAUCAAGCAGUACAAUGCAAUGAAGGAGCAAGGAGCUUCGGCUAUUGACCAGCUGCAGCAGAAACUGAGGUCUGCCUACAAGGAGAAGGACCUCCUGCAGGAGCAAUUAAACACCUUGACGCUCACACUGGAGAGUUGCAAGGAGGAAGCCAAAGCUGCAGAAGAUCUGAGGGUUUCUUUGGCUAAUCUGCAGCAGAAUAACAAGGACAUCCUCUCCAUUCUUCACCAGAAAGAGGGCACAAUCAUGGAGCUAGAAGAGACCCUCGAUGUACUGUCUAAUGCCAAAAAGGACAUCCAUGCAGAAAUGGAAAGAGUGAAAAAUGAGUAUGAUAUAGAGCAUGCUAAAGCUGUUGAACUGGAAAUGAGUCUUUACAACCUUUCCCUGUGUAGCAAAGAUAUGCAUCAGAAAUGUGAAGAGUUGACAACCACCUUAACAUGCACCCAAGCAGAGAAGGAGAGCAUGGGCCAUGAGCUGGGCACUCUGCAGGGGGAACUUGCACAAGCCAUUUUGGAGAAGGAUCAGCGGACCUCUGACCUCCAGGUUCUAGCCAAAGAGUUGGCCAGGCUGAAGGAAAGUGAGAGUGCCUUGCAGGAAACCAGCAAGGCACAGUGUGUGAAUGCCACAGCAUAUGAUGAGGAAAGAAGAGUUCUAGAGGAACAGUUGCAUAUCCUGUCAGAGGAGCGAGAUACGUUGAAGCGAGAGGUGGAGGCAAAGCAGGUCCAAAUCUCCCGUGCAUGGAGCCACAUUUUAGCUUUGCUGGACCAGAGCAAUGAAGAAGUUGUUAAGAGGGCAGCAGAAGAUAUUCCGACCCUGGUGGAUAGUGUCUUGGCCCAGGUGAAGCAUGACCUGCUGCAGCAGAGUAGUGAGAGGGUGGCCCAGCUGGUGCAGGAGGCAGAGAAUAUGAGGGAGGAGAGUAUGCAGCGAGAGGCAGAGUUCCAGGCCUGUUUGGAGGAUCUGAACCGGGAGAAGAGCCUGCUGAAGACCAGCUUGGACGAACAGAUUGCUGACACAGAAGCCUUGAACAGAGACUUGUCUGACAUGAAAGCUGUGAACAUGAAGGGCAAGGCUGAAAACCAGGAGUUACUUGCACAGCUUGCAGAUGUGGCAGAGAAGCUGCAAGGCAUGGAAAACGAGUCAGGCAAAACCGAAAAACCGUUUGACGAAAGUGCAUGUGAGAAAGAGGAUAUGCAGCGGCUGUUGGCUGAGAAGGAAUCCCUGCUAUUGCACUUACAGAAAGAGAUAACAUUUCUGAAGGAGUCUCAAAAGGAUUCUGACCAGUCUGAAGAUAACAUGGUUACCGAACUUUCGGCAAAGAUUGCCGACCUCCAAAAAGAAAAUACGGAAAAAGAAGAGAAGAUGAACAAGAUAAAAGCUGUGGCAGUGAAAGCUAGGAAGGAGCUGGAUAGCAGCAGAAAGGAGGUCUUUAAUCUGAGAGAGGAGGUGGAGAACCUGAAGGAGGAGCGUGACAGAAUGUCUAACUCAGUAAAGGAUGUCCUACAGGGUGCAGAGGGCUACAAGAAUCUUUUGGUGGAGUAUGACCGACAGACGGAGGAGCUAGAGCAAACGAAGGAGAAAGUGGAAGAGACAGAGCGACAGAUUGGGGAUCUGAACAAGCGUUUGCAGGCUACCCUUUUGCAGCAUGAGCAGUCGACCUCUGAGAGGGAAGACAUGAUGGCACACUUGGAAACUCUGCAAAGCAAUGUCAAGCAGCUGGAGGCUCAGGCUUUGGAGAUGCAUAAGCUGAAAUGUAAUCUGGAAAAGGACCUGAAGGCAGAAAGGCUUUUAAGAGAACAAAAAGAGAAGGAGCAGUCAGCCAUCGUGAAGGAGGCUGAGGACUUGACGGCUCAGCUACAGCGACAGAAGCAACAGCUUCAGCAGGCAGCCCAGGAGGUGGAGCAGCUCAGGAAAGAUGCCCAGCAAAGUACGCUCAUGGACAUGGAGAUGGCCCACUAUGAACGGUUGGUCAAGGAGCUGAACCAGAAGCUGGUUGAGAAAGACAGUCACAUCCAGGAGCUGAGUGAUGAGAUACAGUCUCGGAGGAAGGCCGAGGAUGGACUCGCCGAAGAGAUCGUGUCUCUGAAGUUACGCGUGGAACGGGGUGAAGAAAAGACAUCCAAGAUGAAGCAGCUCCUGGUUAAAACAAAGAAGGAACUGUCUGAUGCCAAGAAACACGAGGUGGAUCAGAUGUUCGUCCAGGCCUCACUGAAGGGGGAGCUAGAGGCUCAUCAGCAGCAACUGGAGGACUACAAGAUACAGUGCAGCAGUUUGACAGCAGAGAAGCACCGGCUGCAGGAGCAGCUGAGGACCGUCACAGAGCAGCAGCAGCGGACAGCCAGCACCUUCCAACACAGGCUGAGCACCUUGCAAGAGGAGUGCAGCACAACCAAGGCUGAGCUGAGCACGAUGACGUCGGAGUUCGAGAGCUACAAAGUGCGCGUCCACAAUGUCCUCAAACAGCAGAAGAACAGGAACUCAACAAAAAAUGAAAGUGAGGUAGCCAAGCAGGAAAGGGAGUACAUGGAGAGCAUGCUGGAGCAGCUGCAGCUUAGGCUGCAGGACACCCAGCAGAACCUGCAGCAGAGCUGCUGUGACCUGCAGCAGCUGCAAGCCGAACACGACACACUGCUGGAGAGACACAACAAGAUCCUGCAGGAGGGUGUGGCCAAGGAGGCUGAGCUCAGGGAGAGGCUCCUCUCCCUACAGUCGGAGCACAUGACCCUGAAGACGGAGCACACCCAGACAGUGAGUCAGCUGAGCGCCCAGGCAGACUCCAUGCGCAGUACCUUCCGGGAGCAGGUGCGCCACCUGCAGGAGGAGCACCGCAGCACCGUGGAGACCCUGCAGCAGCAGAUUAGCAGACUGGAGAGUCAGCUGUUCCAGCAGCAGCAGCGGGAACCUGGUAUUACUAGUCCAGUGUCAGUGCCACAGGCUAGGAAGGUCCUGCAGGAAAGGAAGGCUGUAGACCUGAGCCUGUUGGACCUGCAGUCCAUGGCACGGGAGGAGGGAGAGGGCAUGGAGACCACGGAGACAGAGUCUGCAUCCUCAACCAGCACCCCUUUACUGUCACUGGACCAGCUGCUCACUUCCCCAGACCCCAAGCAGGAGCCCUUCAUCUGGUUAGCAGAGGUCAGCAAAGAGGAGCUCACCCAGAAGCUGAACACGGCCACGCGCAGCCUGGAGCAUGUGAACGGCCUGCUGCACGAGACUGAGGCCACCAACGCCGUGCUCAUGGAGCAGAUUGCCCUCCUGAAGAAUGAGGUGCGCAGGCUAGAGAGGAACCAGGAGCGUGAGAAGUCGGUAGCCAGCCUGGAAUACCUGAAGAAUGUGUUACUGCAGUUCAUCUUCCUGAAGCCAGGGAGUGAGAGGCAGGCCCUGCUUCCAGUCAUCCACACCAUGCUGCAGCUGAGCCCUGAAGAGAAGAGUAGGCUAGGGGCCAUCGCCCUGGGUGAUCAGGAGUCAGCAGCAGGAUCCCGGGCGUCUGGUUGGACUUCAUACCUGCACAGCUGGUCGGGAAUCCGGUAAAAAGAAGGAGCUGCUCAGCCAGGAGUACGUCACGUCAGGGUCUAAUAACACACAUCUGAAAACAUCUCUACUUCUCAGCCAGUUCUCUUCCUGCUAUGUAACAUUUCUUUUCUGCAGAUCUGUAUUUUUGAUAGACUUUUUUUGACUUUUGUAUACUUUGUCAUUCUGGAAGCCAUAAACUAAAUUUUACCAUUGGUUUCAGCCUCUUAUGGUCUCUUACUGAAUGUUUGCCUUUCUCCAAUCACUCAAUAUAUGCACCUUAAGACAGGAUUUUUUUUUUUUUGUAAUCUGCACUAUACGUGUUUAAAGUGGCCCAUUUUGUUUGUUGUCUGUAUGGAUGAGUGUCUGUAUCCGUCUAAAUCUCUACAGUGACAAGGGAGUGACAUUACUGCCCUGUGACUGUCUGGUGACUGUCCUAGGGUGCUCUACUGUCUGUGACAUUAGCCACAGCUCCAGAGACCCCCAUGGAUGUCCCCUUAACACCUCAAUUUAUACCUGAUAUUAACUAAAUUAUGGCAAGAUUGUUUGUUUCAUCACGGUAGUAUUUAAAGAAAACAAUUUUGCAAUUUUAAAAUAAAUUUGAUAUUAUUUGAGCCAAUAUCAGUAAUUCUGGUAGCUAGUCCUUAAGAAUAAAACUCGGGGAGUUAAAAUAUACUAUAAUGUGGGGCAACUGCAUAAAAUACUGGUAGCGUAUAAAUGAAGAGGUGGAGACGUAGUUCUGAAUGUAUUUAAAGUAAAACUGAAAACGAACCAUGUUUUAAUGCUGUCUUAUUUAAGUUCUUGUUUCUAGUUCUGUUAAAUCCUUGUAGUUAGUACUUUAAACAAAUCGCUAGCUAACUUUUUUUUUUUUUUGGCUUGUCACUGAAUUUUGUGUAAUUCUGUACUAAAUGCCUGUAGUACUGACUUGAGAUUUGGAUAAGCUGCUGAGAGAUAUAAAAUAAACCAGUAGGGGAGAUUAAGAGGACAAGUGCAAUCUGAACCACAUGUUUAAGACCAUGCUUUAACUGUGAAUGUCAGAAUAAAAAUAUACAUUUAAAGUUAA
Molecule: messenger RNA, 6080 nt
Organism: Brienomyrus brachyistius
Lineage: Eukaryota; Metazoa; Chordata; Actinopteri; Osteoglossiformes; Mormyridae
Product: GRIP and coiled-coil domain-containing protein 2
Exons: 23
Coding region: 164-5038 (1624 amino acids)
Biological process (GO): late endosome to Golgi transport
Cellular component (GO): Golgi apparatus
Source: RefSeq, a predicted model, not a curated record